Messenger RNA from Colletotrichum aenigma, 249 nucleotides. RefSeq lists its product as uncharacterized. Lineage: Eukaryota; Fungi; Ascomycota; Sordariomycetes; Glomerellales; Glomerellaceae. The record is from RefSeq and is a predicted model, not a curated record. Bases 1 to 249 code for a protein of 82 amino acids. The transcript has 2 exons.
AUGAGAGCCCCGAGUGGUAUUGGCCCCACGGCGCCUGAGCGGCAUCCGUCAGGCUGGAAGUUGAGAGUAUGCACAAGCAUUGCCUCGGAUAAGAAGUUGCAAGAAGCAUGUCUGCCCAAGGUGCGACGUGGGCCGGGUGACUCAAUCAUUCUGCAUGGUACUGUCCAUGAUGACAGAUCAACAACGACAGAGGCCGUCGCCCAAAGAGAUAGGGAGGCAGAGCUGCGAGCAGAGAUACGGGUUGGUUGA